AUGGCCUUUUCAGUCAAUUUAAGAGCUGAAGGUGUUAGUGUUAUGGGGCGAAAACGUUUGGAGAGGAUAGAAGAGUUGGAUGCUUUGGGGAUUGGUAUGAUUGUGACCGAUCUCCAACAAUCGUGGCUAGUAGAAGUGUUAAGAAAUUCAUUUACAAUGGAGGCGAUUACCCCAGCUAGAGAAGCAGCACCAAAUUUGAAGAGGGCCUCAUCUCUGGUCGUUUUUCCUGCUUGUCAUCGUGGUCGCUAUCCGGACAUCUGA
Molecule: messenger RNA, 261 nt
Organism: Echinostoma caproni
Lineage: Eukaryota; Metazoa; Platyhelminthes; Trematoda; Plagiorchiida; Echinostomatidae
Source: the annotation of a GenBank genome assembly